UUAACUAUGUCAAUCUUCCGCGCGCUCUCGCCGUAGUCGCAGCUAGCUCCGUGUCGGCUCCUUUGGUCCUCGCUACAUCAGCACACGUGAGUUUUCGGUCUUUCCUGUGUUUUUUCAACCGAGCACCAGCUUCCUUCUCUCGUGUUUGUUAUUCGCGCGAGUCGUUCGCGCUAGUUUCCUGCCGUGUCAACGCGAAAUUUUGACUUGUUUUUUCUGGGUGCGUGCGAAUUUUUCGGGCUCCUCGGAAAAAUUUCACCUCGAAAAAAGUAUCCUCCAUCUUCCCAUCUUACAAUCAUUUUCGUCUCUGGAGUACUUCCUGUACUAUCGUUUCUUAUCGCCUAGAGUACUUAAAGUUUAAGUGUCAUCGUCGAGUGUGUUUUAUAAAAGUGUUAAACAAUUUACCACACCCUAAGGUAAAAUUUUGAGUGUUUACUUCUCGAUCUCUUGAAAUUUUUGCCAUCUUAUUAUUCGAUUUGGUAGGUACCCGUCAGCUCUUAAAUCGCCCCACUUCUGUGUUCCGUCAGACCAUCGUAAAAAUUUGAGCCCAAUGUAACAUUUUUAUUAUUGAAUAUAGUUAUACCGAAGGUGUGCUAUUUCUGUCAUCGAGUCGCGUAUCCGCGAGGAAUCAGAUCAUUCGGGACUAAAAUUCAGAAAAUGUGCGGAGCUUGAAACUGUAAACUAGUGGAAAAGACUCAGUAAUUUUUCCCUCCUUUACCGUUGUCAUAUUUUCGUGUAGAAAAAAGUGCGCAGAGUGUCGGAAACAUCAUCCUCGCCACGAUGAGUGUCCUUUCCGAAUCUGAGGACGCGUAACCUCUCCAUCUCCAAAGAGCAGUCCUCAAACAAAACCAGGAGGAAAACAGUUUAUAACUCUUUUCGAUAGCGAUCGUCACCGAAAUUUUCAAAUUUUCGUCGCUGAAACUUUGCUUUCUUUAUGUGACCUCUCAUUGAAUUGAUGUCGUCUGAAGUGGCCUCCAGUCGAUCACCGUGAUAUCCUCCAUUCGCCACUUGCCUGUCUUCGCUUUACAACCCCCGGCGUGCGUUCAGUAUAACUGCUGGUCUUCUGCUGCCUCGCUACUGGUGGUUCUUCAGCUUCCUGUCUUCGUUCGACAACCGCUCGUCUUCGUUCGACUACUACUCGUCAUCGUUCGACAACUGCUCGUCUUCGUUUGACAAUUGCUCGUCUUCGUUCGGCAACUACCCGCCUUCUUUCGGCAACUGCUCGUCUUCGUUCGACUACCACUCGUCAUCGUUCGACAACUGCUCGUCUUCGUUCGACAACUGCUCGUCUUCGUUCGACAACUACCCGCCUUCUUUCGGCAACUGUCCGUCUUCGUUCGACUACCACUCUUCAUCGUUCGACAACUGCACGUCUUCGUUCGACAACUGCUUCCCUCUUUCGUCAAGAACCCGACCCGGUCGACAACCUCUCGCCUCCGUUCUCCGCGGGUCCUUCCUUUCCCCACAAGUUGCGUUCCCAUCGGUACCGGGUACCCGCGAAGAUGCAGCUGUUCGUGAUGGCGGUGAUCGUGCUGAGCGUGUCGCUGAUCACGAAGCUGGACGCGGUGCUGGAGCAGUCGUUCUCCGGGCGGGAGCAGAUCCUCUCCUGGGCGAACGGCGCGUACGCCUGGCUCAAGUCGCAGUCCUGCGCGGAGCCCGUCUUCGCGGACGAGAAGACGUGCCUGGACGUGACGGGGCGCCCCAAGGCGGAGGUGCGCCUCUACGCGGCCGGGCCCAACUCCAACGGCCCGCUCACGGCCGUCUUCCCCGACGGCGAGGCCCGCCACGCCGGCAGCCAUGACGCAAUCCUCGUCCUCGACCCCUACCCCAACCUCCGCUUCGGACACUUCGUCCUCAUGUUCUUCGUCGACUUCAACACCCCCAACGACAAGUGCGCCCAGGAGAACGGCACCCAUUUCGAUAACGGGGACUGUUUGUACCUGGCGAAGAAGCAUAAAUGCAACAACCGGAACCGCCAGUCCCUAAGGCGGCGUCUGUCCCACAGCAACCACAACUGUGAGCUGAUGUAUCUACCUCUGGUCCAUGUCGCCUCUGAGCCGGCCCACCAGAAUCAGGACCUCCUCGAGUGUCAGUCCAACAUGACGGGGUUCGAACCCAGUUGUCCGGGUCUUCGCGCUCGCUCCCUGACCAACCACAUGCAGUGCGACCCCCUUCUGCUCAACACCAACAAGUGUGACACCACUAGCUACGUCCGCACGCGGUGUCCUUUCAUGCAAACUUGCGAUCACGCGGUGCUACUAUCUGGCGGUUGGAAUCGGCAGCUUGGCGACGAAGGCAGUCUGCGCAACAUUUUCAAAAUGAAUGAUAUGCUUCGUAAAAAUGGGUUUCUCGAAAGCAACAUCAAGAUAUUUUUCGCAAAUGGAAUGAACCAUGAUGAGAUGGAGGGAUUGGACGUGACCGUGUAUUCCUCAGCGUUGAAGCUAGCUCUGCGAUACCACCUACGGACCGUCUGUGAAACGGAAUACUGCGCCGACUCUCUCGUCAUAUAUCUGCAUAGCCCAGCAAGACCCGACGGCGCCUCGCUCCUGUGGGACUCAGAUGGAAACGGCAAGUAUGACGAAACAGAGACUUACACGGUGCGGGAGUUCCUGCGGGACAUCCAGGGCUGCUCGGCGCGAAGAGUGGUGGUAGUGGCCGACCAGAGCUUCAGCGCGGAGCUGGUUUCAGCGGCCACGCAACAUUCGACGAGUCUCAACAACGUCGUCAUCGUCGCAGCGAACUCACCCUCCCGCAGGGAUCAGCUCACCCACCAUUUCGCUCACUCCACCCAUGAACACACCUGCCUCCAUCAACUCAUCAAGGGUUCCCGUCACGCUUUCAACGAGUCGGACCACUCGGUGUACGUCGGACGACAAUCAGGCUUACUGAACACGACCCUGAUGGGGGCGCCGUGUCACCUGAACCCCCCGCCCUCGGCGCUGGAAAUGUCACAAAAGUACCGUGGUUGUCAAAACCUGUCCACGCGGGACCUCAUCGUCGGCACCCACGACGAGUACACGACAGAGCCGCCAGACUCAUAGAUUCGCCACGAAGGUCACUCGGCUUGAUCGACAGGUUUCAGAGGUCCCGAGUUGAUUUUUUAGGUUCGAACCUGUCCAUCACGAAUGGAUCGUUCGCACAUAAUCGAGCCGCGAAACUCGUAGGUUAACCUGAUCGAUAUGAUGGACAGGCUCUAAGAGCCUCAGGUUGUUAUCAGGUUGUUUGAACCUGUUUGUUACGCGCUGAGCGCUUGCACCUGAUCAAGCUGCGAAACUCGUAGGUUAACCUGAUCGAUAUGAUGGACAGGCUCUAAGUGCCUCAGGUUGUUAUCAGGUUGUUUGAACCUGUUUGUUACGUGCCGAGCGCUCGCACUUGAUCGAGGAGGCAGAUUCAUACGUGAGCCCGAUGGGCAGGUUCCAAGUGGCUCAGGUUCUUAUCAGGUUGUUCAAACCUGUUUGUCACAAAUUGAUCGUCUUGCCAUGAUUGGUGCUUACAAUCUCAUGAAUUGGCCCCGGGCGUGUCGGAGCAGAUUUAGAAAUAUGUAGGGGCAAUGGAUGCCUUUUUGCACUAACGACCAUUUUUGAUUUGCCACGUCCCAAUUUUCAAAAACGUUACAAGUUGUAUUGUUCCUCAGUUAAGUACUUAUUGUUAGUGGUCCUUCUUUAGUUACAAAAUGUCCAAUGUCCAAAUGUUCAAUGUGUGCCCGGACCAUCAGAUUGUCGCGACCGUCUCUUUAUGCCCUGCCUGAUCAAUGGAUACUUUAGAAAGGCCUGAUGGACAGGUUCUGAACAGUUCACGCUAAAGGGUCUCCUGCUUUGUCACUGGUAGCUCCGCACGUGACGGAGUAAAUUUACUAAUUUGUAAGGGGAAACUUUUGAAUUUUUGAACUUACGACCAUUCUUGAUUUGCCACGGAUCAAAUUUUCAGAGACUUUAUAAAUUAUAUUGUUAUUCAGCUAAGUACUUAUUGUCAGUGGCUCUUCUGUAGUUACAACACCGUACCGUAAAUUUUGGUUUUUCCACAGGUCUUCAAGCAAUUGAAUUAGACUUGAGGGAUAUUUGUUUUGGAAUCGCUACAUGUCAUAAAAGAGCAUUUAUUUUGCAGAAUAUGGCAUGAUGCGAUUUGUACUUUCUCGGAAGAAUGCGUUCUUCAACAAAAAAGCGUACAAGCCUCCGUCCUUUUUGUUCCCCUCUGAAAUAAUAUGCCACUCACAUGCUGCGGUAAUAAUACGAGGAAAUUGCGACGGUCAGUUUCGCUAGAUUAUUGCCGAGUUUUCACUGCUUCUGUCACGUCUCUCAAACGAUCAUGUGAUUUGAAGAAGGAAUUAGCAUUCAUUAAACGCGACCAUCUAUGUACUAAUAAUUACUGUAGACUUAUUGUUAGUUCUAUGGCUAAAAUUAAGUUUUUCGGAAUUCUUCUGAAUUUAUGACCUGUAACCUGAGUUGGCACUAAUCUUAAUAAUUAGUCCAUGCUGCGCAUGGUUGGUUAUAUUUCCCUGAUACAGGAUGUAAUCCUGCAAUACCUUGUGUAUAUGUAAAUAAGUGUUUUCAAUUUUGUAAUAACAUUAUUUUGGCGUUCCUUCUCUACCUAACUGAAAUCCAGAAUUAAAAUAUUGGAGUCGAUAAAAUUCUGUAUGACAAAUGGACGUAUUUCUGCCAAACGGAGCUAUAUGCAUUGAGACAUGAGCCCUGAGAACAAUAAGAAUAUAUGCAUAACAGGGAUCAUAAUGCACAUAGUUCUCUUUGGCAGAAAUACGCCUAAAUACUCAUUAUAUGAGAUCACUACUAUAAGACAUCCAUAGAUAUUGAGAUAUUAUCCAGAGAUUGUGCGAUAGCACUACAGAUGAAAAAAAGAUGAGAGUGAAGUAGAUUUCUCCUUCUCUUCUUUUCCAAUUUACUAUUAGGUGACACUCAUUUUUAAGAUUUCGAUGUAUUUUCCAUGGCUUAUGCUCUCUUUUAACCUUAUUUGAAACCUAUCACUAACUUUUGCUGUUGUAGGUAAAUUUUGUAAGAAGACGUUCCUUCGACGAUUGAGAUGAACGUAGGGAUUUCGUUUGUCUUAUUUCCUUGUGGAAAAAUUGUGGACAAUUGUCCCUGUAGAAAUUUCAGGUUUCAUUUCAGCUGGCGUAACUGGAUUUCAGUUUUUUUUUAAUUUUAACGGUUUGUUGUGUAAAUAGAAAGUUUUUGUUCUAAACAUAUUAAAUAUGUUGUAUUAUUUUUGGAUUUUUAAAUCAUUUUUUUAAAGUAUGAUUAAAAUUUAAGUGGAUGACAUUA
This is a messenger RNA of Bemisia tabaci, 5270 nucleotides long. RefSeq lists its product as uncharacterized. NCBI's taxonomy places the organism in Eukaryota, Metazoa, Arthropoda, Insecta, Hemiptera, Aleyrodidae. The record is from RefSeq and is a predicted model, not a curated record.